Molecule: messenger RNA, 339 nt
Organism: Staurois parvus
Lineage: Eukaryota; Metazoa; Chordata; Amphibia; Anura; Ranidae
Source: the annotation of a GenBank genome assembly
UCCACUGCUUCCACGGUAUCUAUAAGAACUUCAAACUUUGAUAUCUUCCUACACACGCACAACCUCUUCUUUAUUUUCUAUCUGCUGCUGCUGGUCCAUGCCUCUGGACGAGUGCUAAAGUAUCAGACUAAUGUAGAAGAUCACCCUCCUGGCUGUCUCAGGCUGAACGUGAGCACAGUGGAGGAUUAUGGGUCGGUGACUGAAGUCAAUGGAGGAGUGCCACUGAACAUUGUAUCAGAGAUCACAACAGGACUCUUCCACACACAUGGAGAGCUCUUAAUUAACAACACAAUGAAAAUAUGCACCAAAGACCCAACGUUUCACCCCCAUUUCCCUGAG